Molecule: messenger RNA, 1561 nt
Organism: Mercurialis annua (annual mercury)
Lineage: Eukaryota; Viridiplantae; Streptophyta; Magnoliopsida; Malpighiales; Euphorbiaceae
Product: protein RMD5 homolog
Exons: 2
Coding region: 217-1374 (385 amino acids)
Biological process (GO): proteasome-mediated ubiquitin-dependent protein catabolic process
Cellular component (GO): GID complex; cytoplasm; nucleus
Molecular function (GO): ubiquitin protein ligase activity
Source: RefSeq, a predicted model, not a curated record
UUAGCAAAUAAACAUAUAAAAAAUACAAAAUCCCCAAUCUUCAUCUCAUCCUCUCCUCCUCCACCUCCACCUCCUCCUCCGGAGAUCGGCGUUUCCCCUCCCUUCCUUCUCCACCGAACUUUCUCUCUCUACCAAUUGUUUCUCUCUCUAAAAAUCCGGUGCUUACUUAUUUGAUUUUCUAUCAGAACAGUCAACUUGCUGAAAAACGAAGUGGCAAUGGAUCUGAAUCCAAUUAAGGAUGCAUUUGAUCGUGUUGCAAAGAAGCAAAAGCUGUCCAGUUCUAAAGCUCAGGAAGUAAUUGACCAGAUCAUGCAAGAAAUAGAAAAGGCACGGGAAACAAUACAGUGUGGAUAUUCUAGUUCUGACUUUGACUAUAGAUCAGUUAUAAGUGAGCUUAAUAAAAGGCUGCAAGAAAUUUCUCCACUUACUCAGCUGGAAAGCACACAGAAGGCACUGAAUAUAGCUCUGAGCAAAUACCCAAAGCUGCUCGAGAAAUCCUUUAACCCGGACAUAUCCAAGGCUUACAGAAAUGUAGACUUUGAUACCCACACCGUCAGCCAGAUAAUUGCCGGCCAUUUCUACCGGCAAGGCCUCUUUAGCAUUGGUGACUGUUUUGUAGAUGAGGCUAAGGCACCAGAGUCUACUGUUGCUAUAAGAUCUCUUUUCUCGGAAAUGUAUCUUAUAAUAGAAGCUAUGAAGAAUAGAAAUCUAGAGCCUGCUUUAAAUUGGGCUGCUGCCAACUCUGAUAAGCUUAAAGAAAGUGGUUCAGAUCUUCAGUUGAAACUUCAUCGCUUGCAGUUUGUGGAGAUCCUGCGAACUGGCAGUAGAAACGACGCUCUCAAGUAUGCUAGAACACAUAUUACUCCUUUUGCCUCAAGUAAUUUUGGUGAAAUUCAGAAGCUCAUGGCUUGUCUUUUGUAUGCUGGAAAGCUUGACCACUCCCCGUAUGCUGAGUUACUGUCUCCUGCUAAUUGGAACUUAGUGGCCAACGAACUAACCAGACAAUUCUGCAAUCUUUUGGGGCAGUCAUUUGAGAGCCCAUUGAGCAUGACUGUAGCAGCAGGGUUUCAAGGGUUACCGCCUCUUCUGAAGUUCAUGACUGUAAUGUCGGGGAAGAAACAGGAGUGGCAGACAAUGAAACAGUUGCCCGUGCCGGUGGAGCUGGAUAGAGAGUUUCAAUUCCAUUCUAUCUUUGUAUGCCCAGUAUCAAAGGAGCAAUCUAGUGACGAAAAUCCGCCGAUGUUGAUGAUUUGCGGCCAUGUGCUGUGCAGGCAGUCGAUCACUAAGAUGUCUAAAAACAGCACCAAAACUUUCAAGUGCCCUUAUUGUCCCUCUGACAUUGAUGCAACGCAGUGCAGGCCGUUACAUUUCUGAUAUGUGUACAUUGAGUUGUGUCAAAUUGUGCACUCUUUUUUAACUCUCUCUCUCUAAAAUGUAUGAAAAAUGUGUAGAAACUGGUGGUGGUGUGGUGCAGCCACGAUAUGGUGGUAGUGGCAAAGCUCAACUGUUGUCAACUGUUCUUCUAUACAUUUGUUGUAAAUAGACAUUCUUUUCUCAUUCA